AUGAGCUCCAGCCACCCUGAGCCCAGUGCUCAAGCACCCCAGAGCCCCCGUGCCCAGCCUUUGUCCCAGAGCUCUUCCAGUCUGCUGUGUGAAGGCCGGGAGCAGAGGCCAGAACUCCGCAAGAGUGCCAGCAGUACUGUCUGGCAAGCCCAGCCGGGCAAGGCCAGCACACAUUCCCAAGCCCCAGAGGAAGAAGGAUGCCAGAUGGAGAGCAUGGAGCAGGCUCAGGCCUUUAGUCCCCAGUCACCGCCUGGUGCUGUGGGCCGCUGGCGGAGCAGCACUGUGGGCAACGUGUCCACUAUGGGCACUGGUGAUCUGUGUCGCCUGCGGGCUCCCAGCGUGGCUGCUGUGCAGAGGAGCCACUCUGACCUGGCCCGUAGCAGCCAGACCCGUGGUCAUGGUGGAGCCCGGAAGGCCAGUCUCAGCUGUUCGGCUCUUGGAGGCUCACCUGUCCAUGGGCCUCAUCAGCCACCUGGUAGUGUUUCUGGCCAGGCUGACCAGACCAGUGUAGGUCUGGAAAAGGAUGUGGCUCAAGAGGAUGCGACUUCUAACUCCGCCUGGAUGCUGGGCGAGAGUCAGGUGUGUGAGCCUUCCCAGGAUCGGGAGGGUACAGCUGCCCACAGCAGCGGAUCCCAAGUUGGGCCCAAAGCCUCUGGGCAGCCAGCUGCCACCUCCUGCCAUGCUCUGUCCCCAGCUGCUCUGCUCGGAAGCAUGAGGGAGACAGGGGCUCCUGGCUGUUGCCAUGUCCUGCCUGCCACAGGGAUCUUGGCCUUUCCCAAACUGGUGGCUUCUGUGAGUGAGUCCGGGCUGCAGGUUCAGCAGGGGUUGAAGUUCCACUGUAAGUUCCACUGUAAGUUGCCCGCGGGGCUCCCUGGGCACACUCACUGCUGUGCCCACCCGUGGGGGACCACAGGCUUAGCCACAGAUCCAGGCUCCAGGACCAAAGAUGUGUGGACCAUGACCUCAGCCAGUGACUUGGCUCCCGGGUUGGCCUCAGCCCAGGAUGCUGGUGUGCAGGCAGCUCCAGUGGCAACCAGCAAGGCUGUGGCCACCAGCCCAUCCCUGGAAGCCCCUGUGUCCCUGCACAUCUUCCCAGAGGUAACUCUGGGGUCCAGCCUGGAAGAGGCAUCAUCUCCAGUGCGGGAUGUGAGGUGGGACUCCGAGGGCAUGACGUGGGAAGUAUAUGGAGCCUCGGUGGACCCUGAGGUGCUCGGUGUGGCCAUCCAGAAGCACCUGGAGAUGCAGUUUGAACAGCUGCAGCGGGCGCCAGCUAGCGAGGACAGUCUGUCGGCCGAGGGCCGCAGGGGCCCCCUGCGUGCCGUCAUGCAGUCCCUGAGACGCCCCAGCUGCUGUGGCUGCUCUGGAACAGCUCUCGAGUGAGGCACAAGGCCUGCAGGCUGGCCUGGCCCACAGACUGAGCCCUUGGGCAGGACCAAGGACCAUGGAGGCCUGUGCCCCUUGGCCCCAGCACAGGUGGGCACGUCUCUCACCUGGGCACUGACCGCCUACAGAAUGCAGGACUGAGCCUGGGGGUUCCAGCUCCACACAGCUGGGCUGGUGGGUUUUUCUUUUCUUUUCUUUCUUUCUUUUUUUUUUUUUUAAAGGGCUUGAUUCCCAAGAGUUCCAUGCUAGGCUCUGGACUUUGGGUUUCUGCACUGUGAAUAAGUGAGAUCCUCCGUGUUGUGUAAAAUCGCUGUAUUCAGUCUGCUCUCAGCACUUACUUUCCAUGUUUCCCACUGCCUCCAGGACUUUAUUGCCAAAGGCCU
Molecule: messenger RNA, 1766 nt
Organism: Dipodomys ordii (Ord's kangaroo rat)
Lineage: Eukaryota; Metazoa; Chordata; Mammalia; Rodentia; Heteromyidae
Gene: Gprin2
Product: G protein regulated inducer of neurite outgrowth 2
Exons: 1
Coding region: 1-1380 (459 amino acids)
Biological process (GO): neuron projection development
Cellular component (GO): plasma membrane
Source: RefSeq, a predicted model, not a curated record